Molecule: messenger RNA, 3327 nt
Organism: Cololabis saira (Pacific saury)
Lineage: Eukaryota; Metazoa; Chordata; Actinopteri; Beloniformes; Belonidae
Product: bromodomain-containing protein 8-like
Exons: 20
Coding region: 146-2698 (850 amino acids)
Cellular component (GO): NuA4 histone acetyltransferase complex
Molecular function (GO): protein binding
Source: RefSeq, a predicted model, not a curated record
CCCCACUUCUGCACGCUGCAGCUCGGCUGGGUUCAGUUCAGGGACGAUCGGGUGAAAUUAAACUGUUUUACGGCACGUAAAUCUGGGCUAGCUGCAGAGGGAAGAGCUUUAGACGGAGGCGUGCGGAUGUCGGGAUGACAGGAAGAUGGCCAGCGGGGUUGGAAAACACAAGCUGCUUGUGAUUGGACCAACAGAGCCAUGGUCGGUGAGGGAGAAGCUAUGUUUGGCCACAUCUGUCAUGAAGAGUGGGGACCAGAACUGGGUGUCAGUCAGUCGGGCCAUAAAACCGUUUGCAGAACCUGGACGACCACCUGACUGGUUCUCUCAAAAGCACUGUGCUUCCAAAUACUCCGAGCUCCUGGAAACUACCGAGGCCCCAAAGCGGAAGCGUGGGGAGAAAGGUGAAGUGGUGGAGACGGUGGAGGAUGUGAUAGUACGCAAGCUGACAGCCGAGAGGAUAGAAGAACUCAAGAGGUUAAUCAAAGAAUCACAGGAGCAGCACAGGAAGCUGAAGAGAGACGCUGACUUGAUACAAGCGGGACAUGUAGAUUCUAAACUUGAGGAGUUGUGGCAAGAGAUUCUGCAGAAGAAGAAGCUGGAAGAGGAGGAAGCAGAGUUAAAAAGAAAAAACACAGAUGCUGCUUUUCAGGCCAGACUGGCGGUGAGAAAUGCCCCCAAGCGCAUGUCCAGUGCCGCCGUGCAUUCGCCAUCUGCCUGUAGUUCCCCGAGUCAGGAGUUCUCACCAGGUGACCCGCUGGAGUGCCUCACACUCGAUCUUCCAUUCACAAAAAAUGUGUUUGGGACGUCCAGGUUAUUGUCUUUUGCUGAAACCUCUGGGCCUGGCAAUGAUGACGUGAGCCAUGGGACACUUCUGGAUGACUCCGCUCAAAAGAAGCUCCUGAACCAGAAAGUCACACCCCCACCAUCUCCGCUACUGUCGGAGUUACUGAAGAAGGGCAGCAUCUUGGCCACAAACUCCAGACUGGUUGUGGAGGUGGACGUUUCUACAGGUAACAUGACUGGAACACCUGACCUGCAGCUGGCUCCAUCCUCUCAGCCGCUCUCACAGGCAACAGGUGCCCCGAUGUUGUCCCGUCUCCUGGAGGCAGGUCCCACCCAGUUUUCUCCUCCGUUAGGUUUCAUGGCCAGUGGCGACGCUGCCGCCGGCGUUCCUCUCCCUACUGCCUCUCCCGUUCCUGUCGACGCCAACUUCCCCGGAAAUUCAGAGGUGCACGGCUUGGUGCCGUCUGGGGCUCCUGAAGGCCGACCCGCGUCCACAGAGAAGGUGUCGGUCGUCAGCGAGGACGAUGUAACCAUGUCCUACAUGGGGGACGAGCUGGACCUGAAGACAGUGGGGGACAUUAUUGCCAUCAUCGAGGAAAAGGCCGACGAGGCUGCAGAGGCGUUGGACGCAGCAGCCGUCGAGGCCGCCUUGUCUCUCUGUGAGGAGAACGGCCACGCUCUGUCCGUGGGCUGGGACAGCGGGCCUUUCCAGCCCCGGGAGUCUCCGUCUGCAGUGCCAGGAGUGGUCUCGCAGUCCUCGGCCCUCCCAUGCGGCCUGGAGGGCGGCACGCAGGCCUCCCUGUCUUCUCUGUACAGCAAUCGGGACAAGAGUCUUACAGUUUCUCCUGUGGAGCUAAGGAACCUUCCCUCCACCUCCUCAUCUUCGUGCCACUCAAAGACUCUGAAGCACUGCCACAGUCCAUCCAUGUCCCAGUUUGAGGCGAUGAGACGGAUGGGAGAGGUGGGGGACCCUGAGAAACAGAUUCACAUGGACGGUAGCAUGAAAUGCAGAAGUGAUAAGGCACAGCAGAGACGAGAAAAAUCCUACAGAGACUCUGCAAUGGAAAACAGCCCACUGUCAGAAAGGCAACCCAAGGAGACAAACCUUGAGGAUGGAAUCAGGGUUAAAGGUGGAGAAAAAGCCUUGGAGACCAAAGCAGAGCAAGAUGUCACUGAGUCAGAGUUAUGCGGAGAAGAGGAGGCCGACGGGGAGGAGGAGUUCUCAUCAGAACCAGACAGGGAAAUGGAGCUGGAGCCCGCCGCCAGCGAGAGCGAGGAUGGCUACAGUCUCCACACGGCGUCCUCGUCCUUGCAGCUCCACACGGUGGCCGACUCCAUCCCCAGCAGCCCUGCCUCAUCACAGUUCUCUGUGUGCAGUGAGGACCUGGAGGCUCUACAGGCUCACAAGAUCUGGAAGAAAGCCAUUAUGCUUGUGUGGCGUGCAGCAGCCAAUCACAGGUAUGCAAACGUCUUCCUUCAACCAGUAACAGAUGAAAUUGCACCUGGAUACCAUAGUAUUGUGCACAGGCCCAUGGACCUGGCCACCAUAAAGAAGAACAUCGAGACGGGUUUGAUUCGGACCACGGCGGAGUUCCAGCGGGACAUCAUGCUGAUGUUUCAGAAUGCGGUGAUGUACAACGGCCUGGAUCACGACGUGUACCACAUGGCCCUGGAGAUGCAGCGGGACGUCCUCGAGCAGAUCCAGCAGUUUCUCGCCACCCAGCUCAUUAUGGAGACAUCAGAAUCUGGUAUCAGCGCCAAGAGCCUGAGGGGCCGUGAGAGCACACGCAAACAGGACUCUACUGACAAGGACACUGUGUCCAUGUCCUCACCUGCUUUCCUUCUCUCUCUUUUUGAUGGGGGCACCAGAGGGCGCCGUAGUGCCAUAGAAGCAGAUCUCAAGAUGAAGAAGUGAACCUUUAGUAUGAAAACCAUGUUCCUGGGAUCCAGCGAUGCCCCUGAUGUGAUGGUUGGUGUAACAUCGCCUCCAAUUGUGCUGCACACUGAUUGGGUGCAGUUUAAUGAAGAGAGUCUCAUUCCUCCAGAGACCGCCGUACAGACAUGGAUUACAUACUACACAAUCCAGAUUACUGCGGGGCAUUCUGCAAGAAACUUUCCUACAUGUAACUGGUGAUCAACAAGACUUAACCCGCUCCAACGUUCAUCCAGUUAUACGCAAGACUAGUCAAAAGCUGCGACGUGCCUGCUCUCAGGCGUGUCCAAACUUUUGCCUGGUGCUGUCCAUGUGGAUGCUCGUGGUCUUUAUCUGAGCUGCAACUCAAGUCCCACAUUUACCAGUAAUCUGCACCUGUAAGUAACGGACCAGAGGGGCGCAUAUUUAUCUCAAACCGACAGUUUCAGCGAGUAAAACUCUUAAUUUCUUCUAAUCUAAUUUAAAGACUUCCCAAUCAUUUUUAAAUAUGACUGUAUUGUUUGUGUUGAACUGAUUUUGCCUGUGACACUUCCUGUGAAACAAACAUAACAAAGGUAUUCCUUUAAAGCUAUUUUCAGUGUUUUUGAAAAUGUGAUAUUUUUUGUGGACUU